CAUAAAAGCAUCUGCCCAUUUUACCGACAAGCGGAGAAAGAGAUCUGAUCAAAUUUCUGUUGUCCAGCAACACAAACAGAAGACAGGGAAAGAUGAAGAACAGAAGCAGCUAAUUAAAGAAUGCUGUACAUGAGCCAUCAGAAUCAGAAGAAACUGAGGUCGUUUUAGGGGGCUUUGAAUAGGCGUAAUUGGUGCUGUUGGAUAGCCCCAUUGAGACGGUGGAGAACACGGUUGGGGAAUAGUAUGCAGGGGCAUCAUAGGCACGGAGGUGAUAGACAUCAUAGUGCAGAGAGGUUCCGCCUUCACUAUGUUGGAAACAAGCCUAAUGUUAUAAUUUCUGGUGUCGCCUUCAUCUUUCUCCUCGGCUUCUUUCUAUACAUAUGGGCUGCAAUGCUAGGCACAACUGAAACCGUAAAUGAGAAAAUUGUUACUGAUACCCGGGAAUUUCCAAUAAGUUGCUUUUAUGGUAAACUCACAAGAUCAUGCCCUAAAAAGUACUACCCACCAGAUUUCCACAUUCCUCCUGAAACCCCUCCGGAUAUCGCUUAUAAUUGUCCCCAGUACUUCCGCUGGAUCUAUGAAGAUUUAAAACCUUGGAGGGAGACGGGGAUAACUUUGGAAAUGGUGGAGAGAGCCAACCGGACCGCUAACUUCAGACUGGUAAUAUUGAAUGGGAGGGCGUAUGUAGAGACAUAUAAACAGGCCUUCCAAACUAGGGACGUUUUUACUCUAUGGGGCAUUCUGCAGUUGUUAAGAAGGUACCCUGGUAGGGUGGCUGAUCUAGACCUGAUGUUUGAUUGUGUAGACUGGCCAAUCAUCAAAUCGAGCGAUUAUCGAGGCCCAAAUUCUCCAGCUCCACCGCCUUUGUUUCGAUAUUGUGGGGAUGAUGAGACACUGGAUAUAGCUUUCCCCGAUUGGUCCUUCUGGGGAUGGCCUGAAAUCAAUUUAAGGCCGUGGGACAACUUGCUAAAUGACCUAAGCGCGGGGAACAGAAAGGCAGCAUGGAUAGAUAGGGAGCCCUAUGCUUACUGGAAAGGUAAUCCCGAUGUUACUGAAAAAAGGAUGAAGUUCCUCAAGUGCAAUGUCUCCGAUAAUCAGGACUGGAAUGCCCGUCUUUACACUCUGGAUUGGGACAAAGCAACUGAACAAGGAUUCAACAACACAGACUUGACAGAACAGUGUAAACAUAGGUAUAAAAUUUAUAUCGAAGGAUCUGCGUGGUCUGUCAGCCAAAAGAACAUUCUCGCUUGUAAUUCAGUCACGUUACUAGUCAAGCCCCGUUAUUACGAGUUCUUCUCAAGAAGUUUGAUGCCCAUAAAACAUUACUGGCCUAUUAGGGACGACAACACAUGCAGGUCUAUCAAAUUCGCAGUCGACUGGGGCAACAGCCACAAGAAAAAGGCGCAGGAGAUUGGUAACGCUGCAAGUGCUUUCGUCGAAGAGGAUUUGAAGAUGGAUUACGUGUACGACUACAUGUUUCAUCUCUUGAACCAAUACGCUAAGCUGCUAAGGUACAAGCCUAGUAUACCUGAAAAUGCGAGAGAACUUUGCUCCGAGGUAAUAGCGUGUACUGCAGAUGGAUUGCAGAAGGAUUUCAUGCUAGAAUCUUUUGCGUCAGGACCAAAAAUCACAAACCCGUGCUUCCUUCCCAUUCCGUUCUAUGAGUCUGAGCUCGAUUCGCGGUUAAGACAAAAAGCUUCUACUAUACAGCAAGUAGAGCAUUGGGAGAAGAAGUACUGGGAGAACCAAGAACCUAAGACAUAGAAAUGUAGCAGUAGCAGUAGUAGUAUUGAUAGCCCUAUAUGGAUAAUGAAUCAAACUUACUAUUAAUGUAUGUACUGUUUCUAUGCUGAGCAAUGUUUAAUCUAUCUUAGCUUUGGAGA
This is a messenger RNA of Ipomoea triloba (trilobed morning glory), 1883 nucleotides long. Its product is annotated as O-glucosyltransferase rumi homolog. The coding region runs from base 244 to 1764 and encodes 506 amino acids. Lineage: Eukaryota; Viridiplantae; Streptophyta; Magnoliopsida; Solanales; Convolvulaceae. The record is from RefSeq and is a predicted model, not a curated record. The transcript is spliced from 8 exons.